Micropterus salmoides (largemouth bass) is the source of this 3465-nucleotide messenger RNA. Its product is annotated as NACHT, LRR and PYD domains-containing protein 3-like. The record is from RefSeq and is a predicted model, not a curated record. The coding region runs from base 193 to 3057 and encodes 954 amino acids. Gene Ontology annotation, molecular function: protein binding. The transcript is spliced from 9 exons. Lineage: Eukaryota; Metazoa; Chordata; Actinopteri; Centrarchiformes; Centrarchidae.
UGCUCGGGUACCCAGUUCAGCACAGCGGCACAGUCAGGGAUGUAACUUUAGUUUUAGUUACACUUUCACACCCCACGAUUUUUUAUUUAUUUAUUUUUGCUUUGUCUUUCACUAGUGCUCAAGUGAGCUCCGCUGUUCCGUCUGUACGGGAAGGGUCAUGUUCUCGUGCUUCUUGGAACCUCUGCCUCCGUGAUGGAUCUCAAAACCUGUCUCCAAACCACACUGAAGAACAAGUAUCAGAAACUGAAUGAAGCGUACUCAUUACUUCCUUCAAGACUUUGCUAUCGGGCGCUCAAGCACGACUACCCGUUACCAAAUUUGCACCAGCAUGAGUUUAGAUAUGUUGACAAGUCUGACCUUCAUGCUUGGAUUCUUUUUGAAACUGUCCUGCUCACUGAUAUUUUAUCAUGUGAUUGCAAACACAACAGCAGAAAAAGAACAGUCAUUACUUUGGGAGUAUGUGGCGUCGGGAAAACCACAACAGUGCAGAGUUGUGCUCUCGAUUGGGCCGAAGGGAAAGGGUACCACAACAUUCACCUCCUUUUUCCUCUCACAUUCUGGGAGUUAAAUUUGCUAAAAUGCAAAUUGAGCCUAAUUGAGCUUCUCAAGACGUUUUACCCUGAUUUAAAGGAGCUCAAUGUUUCCAGCUUGAAUGAAAACAACGUGUGGUUUGUCCUCGAUGGACUGGAUGAGUAUCAUCUCGAGCUAAACUUCAGCUGUUCAACUGUGAGUGAUGUUUCUGAGGUAUCCACAGUGGAUGUUCUAGUGACUAAUCUGAUCAGGGGGAAUUUACUUCCCCAAGCUCACAUAUGGAUAACAACCCGAUAUGCAGGAGCAGCACAAAUCCCUCAUUGCCAUUUGCUUAAAGAGACUGAGGUUGAGGGGUUUAAUGAUGAACAGAAGGAGCAGCACUUCAGGACAGUUAUCGGUAAUGAUUAUCUGGCCAACAAAGCCAUCGACCAUGUGAAAAUAUCAAGAAGCCUGGACUUCCUUUGUCAGAUACCGCCAGUCUGCACCAUCAUGGCAACUGUUCUGAAGAAUGAUCUAAAAGCAGAUGAUGGGUUUAAAAUAAAUCCUUUGAAUCUAACCCAAAUUUACUCAAAUCUGGUCAAAGCAUCAAACUCUGAUAUUAUUGCCAAGCUGAAAAAGCUGGCACUGCUUCGGAUGAGAGAGGGUAAUGUAAUGUAUGAGUCUGACCUUCAAGCGAGUGACAUAAGUGUUGAGGAAGCGUCCGCUUUGGCCAGAGAGUGUCCACUGGUGUUGAGAGAAGAGAAUGGGCUGCACAACACCACAGUGUUUCGCUUUGGUCACUCGAGCAUUCAAGAGUUCUUGGCUGCGUGUACCAAGUUGGACGACAUUGAAGCGAGUCCUACCCCGUCUGUUAACUGUCUGUAUCUCGUGGACCAGGCGCUGCAGAGUGAUGAGGGCAAAUUUGAUGUCUUCCUUCGCUUCAUCUUUGGCCUCAUUAAGGAGCGCGGGAUGUUGGAGCCCACCGAUCGGCUGUUUGUCUACACCAAGAAGAAGAUCCUUGACAACAUUUUGUCUUACAGAGCUGUGGGCCUGUUCCACUGUCUGAGGGAAUAUGACCGGCAGGCUUUACUGAGCGAAGUCAAGUCAUUUCUGCACUCGGGCAUCUCUCCGAUCUACGGAUUCACACCGAUGCAUUGGCAAUUCAUGAUCCAAAGGACCAGCAAUUUUGAAGGGAUGCGAGGACAUUUUGAGAUGCAAGUGUCCAAAAGAUGUGAUGAAAGUCUUCUCAGACACAUACCACAUAUUCUGAAGUCCAAGAAAGCCAUGCUGCGAUUCUCUAACCUGACAGAUAAGUGUUGUCCAGCUUUAGCAACAAUCCUCAGCACAAAAGAGUCCUACCUGAGAGAGCUGGACCUGGGAUACAACAGCAUCAGUGACGAUGGAGUCGGGAAACUUGUGGAGGGGCUGAGCGAUCCGAAUUGCAGACUGAAAACACUCAGGUUGCAAGGCUGUGAAAUGACCUCGCAUGCCUGUAAAUAUCUGGCCACGGCCCUGACCCAGUCCCUCAAACUGAAAGAGUUGGAUCUCAGCAGGAAUGAAAUAGGAGAUGAUGGGCUGCGACAUCUUGCAAAUGGCUUGAGAUCUUGUGAAUGCAAGUUAGAAACACUAAAACUAUCACAGUGCAACAUUGAGGAAAGGGGCUGCUGUUAUCUGGCCUCAGCUCUGCAGAGGAAUCCCUGUCUGAAAGUGUUGGAUCUUAGCAUCAAUAUGAUCAGAGACAAGGGGGCCAAUGAACUCUUCGCAAAAUUUGAUAUAUCACAGCUAACAAAGCUGGAGAUGUACCACUGCGGCCUCACUGCGUUAAGCUGUGAAAAUAUUGGGGCAUAUCUGAAGGUUGAAGCCAGCAGUCUGGUAGAACUCAAUUUGAGCAACAACAACUUGACAGAUGCAGGGUUUGGGCUCAUCUGCGAGGGCAUGUACGCAUGGUGUAAACUGGAAAAACUCAAUGUUUCAAGAUGUGCAAUCAGUGGUGCAGGUUGCGUUUAUUUGGCAAAGGUCCUGUGUUCAGUCUCGCAGCUCUACAGUGGGUGGAUACAAAAAACAGACUGGCAGGCAGUCGAGCUGAAAGACCUUGACCUCAGCAUGAACUGCCUCAGAGACAAGGGAGUCAAAGAAAUUUCUGCUGGACUGAAGAAUCAGUACAGCCAUCUGAAAUCUCUCAACCUGAGUCACUGCAGCCUGACCGAUGAGUGUUGUGCAGAGCUUGCAUCAGGAUUUGCGUCAGAGGAGAGCAUUAUCAGCGAGCUGGACCUGUCUGGCAACAACCUCCAGGACAAGGGAGUGAGGAAACUCUGCAUCGGAUUGAGAAGCCCUCAUUGUAAACUUGAGAAGUUAUCACUGAGGACCUGUGGCCUGAGCUCAAAGAGCAUUCAGUUCCUGAUUGCUGCCCUGAAGUCAAACCCCCAACAUCUGGCAGAGCUGCAUCUGAUGGGCAACAAUCUGGAAGACUCAGGAAUCCGGAUCCUUAUGGAAAUAACAAAGAACCCGAAAUACUCCUUACAUACAAUAGAUGUCUCAACAGAUUGAGGAGACAGACAGAAGGCAGACUCAAGGACACAAACUGCUACAACUGGCUCACAUUUCUCAGACCACAUACUUCGCUGUAUUUCGGUGCAUAUUGUAGCAACUAUAUCAAGUGGUGUUUUGUUUUAUUUGUUUGCCUUAUCUACUCUUUUUAAAGAUUAUUUUCUAAAGAUUAUUAUCUUAUUUUUUUAUAAUACUUUGUACAAUAGAUUUAUGUUUUUAUGCAGUGCCUUAGUUCUAAACCGCCAUGUGUUUUCUCAGGUUGCAGUGACCUGUACUUGAAAGUGAAAUAACCCUGAGAAAUAUGAAGGGACAUGUAUGAUGAAUGUUAUGUACUAAAGUAGUUAAUCUAAUGCAGUAAUUGGAAUAAAAUGUAAUCUCUUGUCACCGCAAAAUAAACUGUUAGUGUUG